Molecule: messenger RNA, 3835 nt
Organism: Aphidius gifuensis
Lineage: Eukaryota; Metazoa; Arthropoda; Insecta; Hymenoptera; Braconidae
Product: Kv channel-interacting protein 2
Exons: 6
Coding region: 1572-2198 (208 amino acids)
Molecular function (GO): calcium ion binding
Source: RefSeq, a predicted model, not a curated record
UUUUUUUGUAAAAAUUUAUUUAUUAAGUGUGGAAAUAAUAUGAUUUAUGGUUGGGAAAAAAAAUAUAUAAAUCUUGUGAGUUGUUGUUUCGUUGGAGGAUUUAAUGUGUGAAUAAAAAGUAGCAGACAUUUGGGCGACAGUAUUUUAAAUCUCAUGAUAAAUAUUAUCAAUAAAUAAAUAAAUUCAUGGAUUAACAGGGUGAUUUACAACUUGCAAUAUUAAAGGGUAGUUGUAUAAAUUUAUUGAUAAACUUAAUGAAAAAAAUAAUAGAGUUAAAACAAUGAAUAAAUAACUAAAUCCAAGUGUAAAUUAAAAUAAAAUUAAUAACUCUAUUAGAAUAUUAAAAAAUAAUAAUAAAAAAAGAUUUAAAAAAAAAAGAAAUUGUUGAUUUAGAAGCACAAAUAAAUAUGGAUUCAUACAAUAAAUAAAAUAAUAAACAUUUAUUGUAAAAUUGAUUAAUAAAUAAUUUAAUGGAAAAAAAAUUUAGUCGAAUAUUUAAUAUUGCUUGAUUUGAAAGAAAAAAUAAAAAAAAAAAUAAAAAUAAAAUGGAUUUAUCGAAAAAUAAAAGAUGCUUUGAGAGAAUUGAAUUUAUAUAUUUCAUUCUGACAGUUGAAUCCAUUUGAUAAAUUGAUUUUCGAAGGGAAAAAUAAUUGAUAGAAAAAAAAAAAAAAAAUUACUAUGAAUGAGUAAAAAGGAUGAAUUAUAUAAAAUUCAUUGUUUGAUUAAUUUUUUUUUAAAUACAAUUGAGAUAUAAAAAAAUUAAGAAAGACUUUAAGUCAGUUGAGAAAUUGAAUGAAUUUAUUGUUGAGAUGUAUAUUAUUUUGGUGAAUAAAGUCACAUGAAGAAAUAGAAAAAAAAAGAAAAAUAAAUUUACGAUAAAGUGGAUUUCCCAAAGGUGGGUGAUCCGAUAAGCUGACAAGUCAUUGCCUUCUUUUGUCAAACGGCUAUAUUUGACAAAGUAUAGCUUGGAUGAAAAAUAAAAAAAAUAAAAUAGCUUUAGAAGUAUAUAUAAUUUUCUUUAUUCAUACUGAAAAUAGAUGUAGUGUUGUUAAACGUGUUACAUGAUCAUAAAAAUCAACAUAACACACACAAUCAUUACAAUUUGAAAUUUAUACGAGUUUAAAAAACACAAGUAUAUCUAUCAAAUAAAUUAUUGCUAUUAUUAUUUACAUCGAUCAAAAUAAUUUCCGUUCUUGAUGAAUUUAAAAUCAAAUAAAAAAAAUUAUUCCCUAGUUGGAUGUGUGGAUUAUUAAGAGUGGCAUGAAAAUGCAUAUCGUCAAGUGGUGUUAAUUAAAAGUUUAAAAAAUAAAAAAAAGGAAUAAAACAGUGCUUUGAAAUAAUUUAAAAAAGUUUAUUGCGUGUUUCAUUUUAUAUUUUUUCUUUAGAAUAUUUUUGAAAAUAAGAGCAAGAAGAGUCAAGUAGUCCUCAGCUUUUUUCAUCAGACAAUCCAAGUGUCACUCAACAUUAUUCUAAUCAUGAAAUUUUCUGCCACUAAUUGUUGUUUAAAAUUUCAAUAACAAAAGUAAUUUAAAAAUAGAUAAUUUUGAUUUAAUUUAUAAUUAAUUUGAAUAAUGGCAACACCACCAGACUCACCUGGUCCUGAAGAGGCACUAUUUGAAUUUGAAAGUUCACGUGCAAGACAUCAAGCAACAAGACCAGUACCCAUCGAAGAUUUACUAAGACAAACAAAAUUUUCAAGACAGGAAAUACGUGUUAUGUAUCGUGGCUUUAAACAGGAAUGCCCAGAGGGUGUAGUACAUGAAGAAUCCUUCAAGGAUAUUUAUGCAAAAUUUUUUCCACACGGAAAUUCUAGUUCUUAUGCACAUUAUGUAUUCAAGGCCUUUGAUGUCAACUGCAAUGGAGCUAUAAACUUCAGGGAUCUUCUUGUAACACUAUCAACACUUUUACGUGGAAGUGUUUAUGAAAAAUUACGAUGGACAUUUAAACUUUACGAUAUAAAUGGUGAUGGUUGUAUAACAAGAAGUGAACUUGGUGAAGUUGUUGCUGCUGUUCAUGAAUUAAUGGGACGUAAACAUCCAGCAGAUGAAGAAAGAAAAGCUAGAGAACAACUUGAUAGGGUAUUUGAAAAAUUAGAUUUAAAUCAUGAUGGUGUUAUAACAAUUGAAGAAUUUAUUGAAAGUUGUUUAAAAGACGAAGUUAUUACACGUUCAUUGGCAAUGUUUGACUGUGAACUCUGAUCUCCGUUGAAAAAAAAUUCAACAUGUUCGGCAAUAUUAACAACAGCAGUCUCACCAAAUUCAGCAACAACAAUGUCAUCACAAUCAAUGACAAGUUCAUCAUUACCAUCACCUUCUUAUAUACACUUGUCAUCAUCAACAAUAAUUACUGAUGAUAAUAAAUUUUUACAAUCAUCAAUACCACUACCAAUCAUUCAACCUUUAUCAGUUUCAGAAUGUUCAACAACAAUUACUACGACUGAUAAUGUUGUACAAGAAUCAAAUCUUCAACGGUUAAAUGGUACUCACUGGUGGGACCAGCCAGAAGAAAAAUUAUUUUGUUAAUAAAAUUAUAUUAUUAAUUUUAAAUUUAUUUAAAUAUUUAAAAGAAUUAUUAAUAGAUAAAUUGUUUGAUAAAUUAUGAAACAAAAAAUGAUUAUUGUUGCAUUGAGAGAGAGCUUUAAAAUCAACCCUAAAAAAAUAUAUAAAAUGGAAAAUAAAAAUGAGAAUGUGUACCUGUAGAAAAAUUAAAAAAAAUAAAAAUAAAAUUUCGUAGUAAUUUAGUGGAAUAGUUAUGAGAUUGUUUAAUGUUAAAUUUAUUCAAAAAACUGAGAUUUAAAAAUAAAAAUAACGAUGAUGAUGAAAUAAAAAUAAAAGAAAUGUUUAAUUUGCAUUUAAAAUUAGUGUUUGAAUAAUUUAUAUAUAAUAAAAAUGAAUUUUUUAAUUUUAUUAAAUUGCACAAUAUGAAUAAAAAUAAAAUAAAUUUAAUAAAUAAAUUAAUAUUUUGAUGAAAUCAAAUGAAAAAAUAAAUAAUAACACGUGAUUUUUGUGUGACAGCAAUUUGGAGUGUAAAUUUUACGUGUGAAUAUUGGUAAAGUGCCAAAUAAUUUAUUUGAAUUGUAACAAAAAAAAAUAUUAAAUAUUAAUAAUAAUUAUGUAUAAAAUUAAAUUAUACGUGGCUGUGAAAUUGAGAAUAUAAAAUGAGUAUUGUCAAGGGUAAUGAGAAAUGAAAUUAAUUUAAAUAGAAAUAAGUUUUAAAAAAAAAACAAUACAUAAGAGUGUUAUUGUUGAGUCAGUCAUAAAUAAAUUAAAAAAUAUAUUUAAAAAUAUUUAUUAAAUUGUAAAAAGAUAAAGAUUUACUAAAUUCUUUGGUGAGUGUUGCUAUUUGUUGACGUAAAAAUGUUGUAAAAAAUUAUAGAAAAUAAAAAUUAAUUAAUGAUUUUUACUAGAAAGACUGUAGAAAUAAUUAUGAAAAAUUUUUAUUUUGUUUAAUUAUUGUAUGAUUAAUUAUUAAAUACAAAAAAAAAAAAAGUUGAAUGAAUAAUUAAUUUUAAUUUUUAAUGAAGUUUAAUUAAUAGUUUAACUAAAAAUAUUGGCAUUCGAGUUGAUUAAUUUAGUUUAGCAUUAAAAUGUUGGCAUUUAAUUAUAAUUGCUAAAUUAUUAGACUGCGUAAAUAAAAAUUAUAAAAUUCAAUUUUUCAUAUCAUAAUAUUUAAAAUAAAUUAAAUAUUAUUUUUAGUUUUUAGAUUUUGCGUAAUGCAAAUCAUCUAAUAUUCUAAAUAAAAUGAAUUCAAAAUAUCGUCGAUUGAUAAAAUAAUAAUUAAAAAUUUGAGUAGCUAAUUACUCAAUAUUGCCAUAAACUCAAUGAAAUUUUAAAUU